CACGAGGAUCAAAAAUGAAACGAAAGUAGUCUCCCCCGUCCUCGCAACAUCGUUCGGUAGCUUACACCUCAUUUUCUAGCGCAGCAAAUAAAAUGCCGCAACUUCUUCUACCCGGCGGUUGUACUACUGCAGCUUCCCUCCCCCCCGACCAAGAUUUGCUAAAAGUAUCCGUCGAGCGGGAGUUUCAGGCGUUUUACGGAUUCCAGACGACCUCUGACGCCGAUCGGGAACUGCUUUUCUUCGAGGAGAAAUUGGCAAUCCAAGUGGAAACGCCCCUGGUCUUGGUGUCUCAUAUAGGGUUCGGCGGGUUGGUGGUUUUUGAGGCGAAGCAGAACUACAGUGGUGUUUCUGAGCAUUCGCCUACAAAUAGUGCCGCGGGUCCUCGUGCUGGUGUGGUCACCGCCGUGCAGGCCAGGGUCGUGUGGGAAGUGAGGUAAGUAGGGUUUUUUCGGUGUAUUCAAUCGAAAAGUGAUGAGAUGUUCAUGUAGUGGGAUAUACAGUCCUCCUGUGCCUGUCUGAACAACAUUAUGAUGUCGCCUCUACUUGCAAAAGCAUACAUGGAGGACUUAUUGCGUCGAGCUCGGUCCUGCUUUCGUUCAUAGUACAGACGAAAUCGCCUAAACACGACCACGCUCAUCCUCAUCCUCAGGUGGUCGGGCUUUCCGGGUUUGACCCCCGAACUGUUUCUCCGCGCCGGCCUGAACCGAAAGCCACUACCCCGGGUGCUGACCACGGUGCUUGCGUACCUCUACGAGUUGCCAAAUGCUGUGCCGCUCGACGACACAAUAAUUUCAGCGGUCGGACUUGAAGAUGCCGGCAAUAUUAAAAGCGACCUACUUCCAAAACUCAGCCUCCCGAUGAAAGUGGGAUCAACAGCCAACGCUUCCUCCUCCGACCCCACGCCUAGAAGAUUAAUCUCCCCAGGGAAACAACAUCAAGGCCGGACAACGCCAACCUCUAGUUCUAGGAACAACAGAAAUCGACUGAGCCCAAGAACGGCUGCAGCGGCUCCCUCGCCCGGAGCAGGGGGAACGACACCCAUCCGGGGUGGUCGGUUGGGUGCAGUCACGCCUCCUCGAGGACAACAACUUCCCGGGAAUUCAUUUCACCACGACCGUCAACAACAUCAAUCUGGAGCAGGUGUGUUAUCUCCAAAUAGCACGGCGAAUCAGCAGCUGAGCACGACAAGUUCUCUACGAGCGGCUGCGCGGGCGAACAAAGAGCGGAUUUUGGCCAACGCGGGACCCGGGGGAGUGAUGGUCGCAGCUGCUGGUACACCAGACGGGAACAAAAUAUUGAACGGAGAGGACGGUAGUACGUCUACAGCGCUGCUGCGCAAUGUUGAGCACGGGCAAAAUUCUCCUUCCAAAACUGACCGUACAUCUGGACCUCCGGUGGCCUAUGUGAAAGCAGAGCCGGCGAAAGUCGUUGAUUUGAGCGUCCGAUUGGAACAACGGCUGGGGUCGAUAUUUAUCGCGUCGCAACCAAUUACAACGACUUACCAAAACAAUGAAACAUCUGUAAAGAAAACUUCAGUGCCUCCGCGCUCUCAGACAAAGGGAAGAUUCUACCUUUACUACCUCGCCAUCGCUUUUUGCGGGCUCUUUGUCCGGUGCCAAAUCGCCCAGAAUCCACACUCGGGGGAAGGACAGUACCCGAAAUUCGGCGACUUCGAAGCACAACGGCAUUGGGUGGAGAUUACCAACCACAUACCGAUGUCAGACUGGUACUUUGGGGACUACAAGUACAACGAGUUGGAUUAUUGGGGCCUGGAUUACCCACCUCUGACCAUGUACCACGCCUGGCUGAUUGGGAAAUUUUACUACUUGUUGAAAUCCGUGCGUUUUUCCAACUGGCUCCUCGAGUUUUUCAGUGAGAAUACGUUGGAGAUGCAAAACGCAGCAUCUUCUUCGGGGAGGUCGUUUUACGGCGGAUCGUCCUCAGCCCCCUCUGGUGCAGUCGCUGAAGAUUGGUUUGCGCGGUACCAUAGCAAGUGCAAAUAUGUCUGGGUCUGAAAGAAUACAAACUUGUGAUGCGCAUUUCAGAACACAGAAAAAUUUCUAAUGCAUAGGCAGCAAAACAGGUUUCCCACUUUCUGUCACCAAAAUGAGGCAUUUGUCAUUCGGAUUCGGCAUUGCGGAAGCCCCUCGAAACCUGUGAUGCUAGAGCUUCCAUGCCAGACCUCCCGCGUCAUGCAAAAACAGCGUGACUCUUCCAGACCCAGACAUUUUUGCAUUCGAUAUACCAUUCCAGAGGAAACGAAGAUUGCAAAAUCUUUAUGCGCUUCAUGGUCUUACUCACCGACUUUCUCAUCUUUGGGACCGCGUGCUAUUAUUACUGCGAGAAAGUUUUGAAAAACGAGACAUUGCUGUUUGGGGGUGCGGUCGGUUCUUCGGGAAAUAAAAGCACUAGUAAUAAUGUCCUGAGCAAGUUCCGUCUCCUGUUUUUCGCUUUCCUCUACAACAGUCCAAGCAUUAUCUUCAUCGACCAUGGGCACUUCCAGUUUAACACAAUCGCGCUGGGCUUGGUGCUCUGGGCGGUAAACUUGAUUUACUUCGGGAGAAAAUUGGCGGGGUCGGUUUUGUUUGUUCUCGCGCUUUUCUACAAACAAACCAUGCUUUAUUUCGCGCCCGCGUUCUUCUUUUACCUAUUGGGGGAGGCGUGCAGCGGACUCGGAUCAACAACAUCUUCGGCAGGAAAUGAUUAUAGACCUUCAUCUGCAAGCGCAAGGGAUGAACAAGGUGUAGAUAUCGGCACUGCUGUGAAGACCGAGAAACUCAUCUGCCAUGCGGACCGACACGCAGACCUGGGGUUCGGUUCACAAAAAGUGUUAUCCGCGUCCCCUUCUAGUUCUACUCGAAACGAACAAAAGAAGACCACGAUACACGAGUUCAUUGGUGAGGACGUCGAGGAAAGCAAUCUGCGGUCAACGGUGAAUGAGGACCACGUCGAGGAUGAAUUAGUAGAAACAGAUGCUGACGGGACGAGGAAAAAAGCGACUUUGAUUGUCAGAUCGUGGCAGAAAAAUAGUACUACAACCGCCACGACGAUGAAGAAUAAUUCCCCGAAGAACACAGCGACAAAAACAACAAAGCCGUCGACUUCAACCACGACUCUCAAGACCGUGCUCUUCAGCUUCACUUUCUACAAGAACCUUUUCCAACUCGGAGUCACCGUGCUGCUUACGUGCCUCGCCCUCCUCCUCCCCUUCCUCAUCCAACAAGACAACGGUGGACUGCAGCAGCUCGCGCAAAUCAAGAACCGGGUUUUUCCGUUCGGCCGGGGAAUCUUCGAAGACUACGUUUCCAAUCUUUGGGUUUUACUCUCGCCGGUUUUGAAACUCCGGGAGCUGAUAUGACAGCGCACAACUCCCCCUCCCCCUCAUUUGUCAUGCAAAAUACCCAAUCCACCCUUUGCCCCUUGGCACUGUUUGCGUGACAAGUUCUGGCAGCCUUAAUAGAACUACAAUCCAGCGCAAAUUUGUAAUGCAAAACCGACACUCUUGCUGAUGCUUGUAUUGCCGUUCAUGCUAUACAAAUGAGGGGGAGGGGGAGUUGUGCACUGUCAUAGCUGACCCGAGACGAAGAAUCCAUUUACGCGAAAGCAAGUUCAAUAUGCAUUGCAAAACCAAAAGUAACGUACUAGUAUAAUAAAGUGCAUUACAAAUUUUGGAAAGAAGAAAAGUGGAAUUUGUAAUGCUGUUUUACCUGCUUAGGAGGGAGAUUUGUCAUGCAUAUUUGCAAUUAGUACGAGUGCGAUACUUUUGCACAGCAUAUUCAAUUGGCGGCGCUACAAGCUCGCUUUUCGGACGAGGACCGAGUGGCGCUGAUUUUACCUACGCCGACGCAAGCGGAAUCCUGUCAGUCUCAGUGUCGAAAUUCCUCCACGGGGUUCUCCUCCUUUUCGAGACAACAAAACUCCUUUUUUUCGCGAUUUUCCACUUCCUCUACGGUACUCUCUAUCGGAAAGUCUUCCUCGACCAGUACCUCCCCGACAUCCAGACCUGCUACUAUCAGGCCGUUGCGCAGUCCGCGCGGGUGUCCAGCUCCUGGUUCGGGUCGGGUAAAACAGUGAGCGAAAACGUGUUACUCAAUGCUCUCGGAUCUUUGAUUCCCGACGAAUACGAACCGUUUUUGUUCGACUUACCGUAUUGCACGGUUACCAAGGGUAUUGAGGCGGUGAAUGAUUGUUUGCAGGAGGUUGUGGUAUUCACCGAACGGGAAGCGAUGCCGAUAGUGGAACCCGUGCUAGUACGUCUUCUACCAGAAAACCUUAUUAACCCUCUCAAGAGUACUAGCACGUCGCUGUUCGAGACCUUCUUCAGCAAUAAACGGCAGGUGAUUUUCCUGCUGUCGCUAACCUUAACCCUCUCCGGCGCCUUCGGCGGGUCGUUUGUGACGACGUUUUAUUCGAAAAAACACGGGUUCGGGGCGAAGAGCAACUUGAGGCAGUUUUUGAAAGCGCUGACAAUCAGCUCCUUGUCCUUCUUAUGGAUUGUAGAAAUGUCGGGGUCUGGAAACUUGUGACGCUGGGUGGCGUAUCAUGAAGAGGCCACAAGUGCUGGCUCAGCAUGACAAGCUUUCGAGCUUCUAGGUGUUGCCUAUUCUGCAUGACAAACUGCGUUAUGCAUGACAGCAAAAUGGGGCUCUUGGGUAACGUGCAUUACAGAUUUAAGAGUCAUGCCAGACUAGCGUGACAGUGACAGAUGUCGCAUUCUUCCAGACCCAGAUAUAUUUGCAGUUCAUACUUCUUUCUCUUCAGCUGGCAGGUGCACGAGAAAGCGGUUCUACUUCCGCUCCUGCCAGUCUUGCUGGCGCUGCCGUUUGUUUUUGAAAAGAGGAUCAUCGACGCGAUUUGUGAUGCGGAGGCAGCUACUUCAGGUAUUAUUGCAAGCGACACGCACGACCACACGACCAGCGUUCCAAGUCCAACCGAUAGUGCGAAGAGUUUAGUAUCCAACCGCUGCAAGAACAGCAGAAAUGCUGUCUUCAAAACUUUCGGCUUCAUUCUAUGGGGUUCUCAACUGUUACAUUCUCAACUGUUACAUGAUUUGUCACGCACCUCUACCACCAAGAUCGCCACGAUUAAGCUGCUUCGCAUGACAAAUCUCCGAAGGGCCAAGCAGCAUAUAAAUCUGUGCCAAAUUUGUAAUGCAAAAGGCGCACUCUUCCCCCUUUCACUUUCGCCUUUCUUGCAAUACAAAUUCAUGUAUACAGUUGAGAGUGUAACAGUUGAGAACGCCAUACAUUCUGUUUGCGCACUUGUCCCUGCUCCCCCUGUCCUACAAGGACCUCAACGCCCUCGCGUGGCUGCAGCUGCUUCUCCUGCUAGCCGCGAUGCUGUAUUGCGGUUUUGGGAUACUGCUGCACCCUCCUCGUCAGGCACUACACGAUUGUAGCGCACAGACAAAAACCUCCAGCCAAAAGUACAGCGUGGCAAAUCUUCUGUGGCCGGUUUUCACCAUCACCCUCGCUCUACUGAACUUUCUCCUCAUUGCGGUCGAGGCGGUCUACCGGUCCGGCAUUGUACCGGAGCUGCUGAGCGGAGUUAGUUUAUCCAGCCUUUUCGGUAGUACUUUGACAUCAAUCGAUGGUACUAUACUCGGUUUUGACCUUGCAAAUUAUACCCUGGAGAAACUGAUCACACCGCCGGAAAAAUACCCGCAUUUAUACUCCUUUCUCAACUGCAGCCUCUCCGCGGUGUUCUUCCUGGUGUUUUGGCUGGAUUUGUAUCGUAAGGAAAAAUCUCCCCUCCCCAUAUCGAAUAGGAAAUUUGUGAUGCUGAUUUGUGACCAAGCUUUGUCUUGCGUACAAGGCAAACGGUACCCAUGUGGCGCAUUGUGCAGCGAGUCUGUCAUGCGUUUUCGCAUAUGUCAGACUUGUUUCUCAUGCUCAGUUGCUAGCCGGAUGCGUAGUUAAAUGGGCUUAUUAAUAGAAGCAAUAUAUUAAUAUGCCGCCAUGCUCUUGCUGCAAUAGAAAGCUCAUUUGUGUACACAAAUCCACCAACACAAAUUGUCAUUUGGAUAUGGGGUCGGGACUUUUUUCACUUUGAUAAUUUCAUGCGGACGAACUGCUUUUGCUUCUGUCGCCCGGAGAAAUUCUUCUUCUGCUUCGGCUGCUGUUUUCUGUGCAGGAAGAGAAAGAACAAGAUGGGAAUAAACAAGCAACAAGGUUAUAUCAACCUGGCAGGGGAGAGGACGAGAACUAUCGAGGAUGCGAUGAAAAAAGCGAAAACACCGAUACCGUCGGACGACGUGGCACUGGUGAAUUUGCUGCAGAGGAACCUGUAUUUAGUGGGGGAGGAUUGAAGAUGAUGGGAAGUUCUAUGCCGAGCCCUGUUUUCUGUCAGGCUCGGGACAGGGACUCAAAUGUACACUAUUCACACGGCCUUGCGCUCGCUCUUUUCUUGCCGCACACCUGGUGACGAGAUGAAGACAAUGUUGGGUAUUGUUCGAAAAAGCUUCUCUCUGUAAUCCUGGCGUGCAAGGGAAGAGUAGAUACUGAAAUCGGCGCUGCUACGAGCAUUAUACAUUUCCGAGAAAAUGAAAAAAUCAAUGUAACUAAAACAAAAUCGCAAGAUAGUCCUGCAAUUGAUGUUGAAACUUUCAGCCGUCGCAGCAAACAUAUCUUCACUGAGCGCCGCUACCACAGCUG
Amoebophrya sp. A120 is the source of this 6653-nucleotide messenger RNA. The record is from the annotation of a GenBank genome assembly. NCBI's taxonomy places the organism in Eukaryota, Dinophyceae, Syndiniales, Amoebophryaceae.